UUUCAACUUAACCUAUGUUCCAACUUGAAGUACUUAAAUUAAGUCUACCAUUCAUUAACAUAGAUGAACAUGAGCUCAUCGGUGCAUGUUUGGGCUGACUGUGGGUUAGGCCAUCAGGAUUUGGGUUGAUCACGUUGAAUCACAGUAUCUUCAAAGACAAGGAAUCUUGAUUUUCAUACAAACAAAAAAUUGAUUUCUAUUGCUAUUUCUAAUCAGUUAUUCACUGAAAAUACAAUGAAUUUCAUUCAAUUUGCGAGGAGGUAGUUGAUUUUGGGGAAACAAAUUGAAAAAUGAAACCCUAACCCUAAUUUCCUUCGGAGCCACAUUCAUUACCGCCUGUCACGGCGGGUGCGGCCAUGGCCCAAACCCGAAUCCCUCUUCCCAUACCAUGGUCAUGGCCGCCGCCCACUGCCGAUCGGCCACGGCAGCGGUCUGAUUCCCGUUGCUACGAAACGCUUUGUUCAUCGUUUCGUUCACUCCUCAGUCGCGCCUUUAUCGGCCUCAUCAAUUACAGUGUGACGAAUCCACCUUACCUAACUUUCAAAUGAAGAAGGGAAAGUUAGAGCCUAAGCCCGAGCCUAUCUAUAUAUACAUAUUUGAAUGAAGGGGACGAGAAUCUUGGAGGUUUGAAGAUGGGGUUCCAAUGGCUAUCUACAGAAACGACUGUAGUAUGUUAAACCAUGUUUAUUAGAUGAAAGAGAGGAAUGUUGAUCAAAGCAAUGGCAGUGGCCUUCAUUUUGGCACAUUCUAGCUGGAAGUAAGGCAUAUGUGAAUCUCAAGUUUACUCUUUAUAUUGGACAGCAACUGAGCUUUAAGAGAUGAAUUUCAAGCUGGUUAAUCCAUGGUCCAGGAAGACAAUUCUUGAUCCAGAGGGAUCAUUUCUUCAGACAUGGAAUAAAAUAUUUCUAGUCUCUUGUGUGCUUGCAAUUUCCCUCGAUGCAUUUUUCUUUUAUGCCCCUGUUAUUAAUCGUCAUAGUACAUGCCUAGAUUUGGAUGACCGAUUGCAGAUUGUUGCUUGUGUUCUUCGUACACUCAUCGAUGUCUUCUACAUCCUUCAUAUUAUCUUUCAGUUCCGCACUGGUUUUGUUGCCCCUUCUUCUCGAGUAUUUGGAGAUGGUGUAUUAAUUGAUGAUUCUUCAGUUAUAGCGAAAAGAUACUUGCCCUACUUCGUCAUCGACAUUCUAUCAAUUUUACCCCUCCCACAGGUAGCAGUUUUUAUUGUCAACCCACAAUUGAAAAGUCCAGUUUCAUUCAUUAGGAAGGACUUCUUGAAGUUUGUUAUUCUCUCCCAAUUAGUGCCAAGACUUGUGCGGAUCUACCCACUAUAUAAAGAAGUAACUACAACUUCUGGCAUACUUAUUGAAACGGCAUGGGCUGGUGCUGCUAUCAAUCUCUUCUUCUAUAUGCUAGCCAGUCAUGUGGUUGGAGCCUUUUGGUACUUGCUGUCUAUAGAGAGGCAAGAUCAGUGUUGGCGUAAUUGGUGUGGGGCACAUAAUGUGAGUUGUUCAUAUUUAUAUUGUGGAGGAGACCGAAUACACAAUGACCUUGCUGAGCGAUAUGCAUUACUAAAUGCUUCUUGCCCUCUUAGUGAACCAGAUGGAAUUGAAAAUUCCACAGUUUUUAACUUUGGAAUAUUCAUUAAGGCUCUUCAGUCUCGGGUUGUGGAAACAAGAGAUUUUCCAUAUAAGUUUUCUUAUUGCUUUUGGUGGGGUCUGCGAAAUAUUAGUUCUCUGGGUUCAAACCUUGAUACAAGCCCUUUCAUUGGAGAGGUUCUGUUUGCUGUCUUUAUUUCCAUAUUUGGAUUGAUAUUAUUUUCAUUACUUGUUGGCAAUAUGCAGAAAUAUCUGCAAAAUCUGCAAUCCAUAGCUGCUAGAAUUGAAGAGGAAAGAGAGAAAAGGAAAAACACUGAGCUGUGGAUGUCCCACCGCAUCCUUCCUGAGCACCUGAGGAUUCGGAUUAGGCAGUAUAGACAGUACAAAUGGAAAAAAACCAAGGGUGUUGACGAAAAUGGGCUUAUCAAUGACCUUCCGAAGGACCUCCGAAGAGACAUAAAGCGGCAUCUCCGUUUGGCUCUACUUAUGAGAAUGCCAGUGUUUGAAAGAUUUGAUGAGCUACUGUUGGAUGCAAUUUGUGAUCGCCUCAAGCCAGUUCUUUAUACAGAAGGUAGCUACAUUGUCCGUGAGGGGGAUCCAAUUGAUGAAAUGCUCUUUAUCGUGCGAGGCAAACUAAGAAGCAUAAGCACAGAUGGUGGAAGAACUGGCUUCCUCAACUUAAUUUAUCUUGAGGCUGGUGAUUUCUAUGGAGAAGAGCUUCUUCCAUGGGCCUUGGAGUCCCAGUCCUCUCCAUUUCACCCCAUCUCAACCAGAACCAUAAGUGCCGUAACAGAGGUUGAAGCCUCUGCUCUAACGGCUCAUGACUUGAAGUCUCUGAUCUCCUAUCACUUCUCGCAUCCUCUUCCCAGAAAGCAGCUUGUGCAGAGUCUCAGGUUGUGGUCACAGAAGUGGAGGACAUGGGCUGCCUGUUUUAUACAAGUAGCUUGGUGGCGUUACCAGAAGAGGAAGCAAAAUAAGGCCUUACAGGAGGCAGAAGACAGGUUGCGAGAUGCUUUGUCGAAAGCAGUAGGCACCUCUACAACCUUGGGCGCCACUAAUUAUGCAUCGAGGUUUGCUGCCAAUAUGUUACGAAUCUUGAGGCGCAAUGGUGGUAGCAGAGCCAGAUUGCCACAAAGAUCAUGGUUCGCGCUGCCUCCUAAGCCACGUGAUCCCCAGCUUACCAUCUGAAGCUUGUGAGUUCUAAUCUUAACUAUUUUACUUACCAAAGGAGAUGCUCAUAAUCAUGUAAUUUAGCAAAAGUAGUGCUAAUUGUGAUAGAUGGGUUUGCCGUAUGCGAUAUACAAGUAUGAUAUAAAUGCUCUUAAUUUUUUUAAGAAA
Molecule: messenger RNA, 2930 nt
Organism: Vitis vinifera (wine grape)
Lineage: Eukaryota; Viridiplantae; Streptophyta; Magnoliopsida; Vitales; Vitaceae
Product: cyclic nucleotide-gated ion channel 1
Exons: 9
Coding region: 819-2780 (653 amino acids)
Biological process (GO): monoatomic ion transport; transmembrane transport
Cellular component (GO): membrane
Molecular function (GO): monoatomic ion channel activity
Source: RefSeq, a predicted model, not a curated record